Molecule: messenger RNA, 1734 nt
Organism: Fraxinus pennsylvanica
Lineage: Eukaryota; Viridiplantae; Streptophyta; Magnoliopsida; Lamiales; Oleaceae
Source: the annotation of a GenBank genome assembly
AUGGCAGUGAAAGUAGGAACUCCAUGUUUAAAUUGGUCACACCCUUCAAUUCCCCAAUCACCAUCUUCUUCUCGAACUUUAGCCUCUGCAUUUUCGUCCCCAUCUAUAGUAAGACGUAGUAUUAUUAGCAGUGAUGGAGCUUUGGUGCGCCGCUAUGUGCACCGGUUGGAUAGGUCGGCGUUUUUUGGGACUCAUCAAUCGUCUAAGUUGUACCGGUCUAGAUCUUUUGAGCAUUUGAAAUCCCGGGACCAACCUCUCCGACGAGCAUGCAGUGCCAGCUGUGUUUCGUUUUCUGAUGAAGAAUUUUCGAAGAACAUUAAAGAGGUGGCUCUUAGAUUUCAAUUAUCUGACGAUGAAGACGAAAGUUUAAGGACACACGAUGCUACGUUUGAAGCAGAGCAGGGUAUGCUCCUGGAUUUUGUCAAAACGAGGUGUGAAAAUGUUGAUGUUAUUUCCAAUGGUGAAAACAAAUUUUUAGAAUAUCAGUCGUUUGAGCCUUUAAAACCUCCAGAUUUUCCUGAAAGAGAUGAGAUAAUUUCCGCAAAUAUUGAGAGGAGGGCGAAUAGAGUUGAAAUUCCAUUAUCCCUUAGAAUGAUAAAGCGGAAAAAGCAAUGGCAAGAAGGUUUUAGGGAAGCAGGAGAGUCGGCAUACUGCUCUGUAAACAAAGCUUUUUCGUCCAUGGUGUUUAUAAUUCAGGAGCUGCAAAGUUAUACUUUGCAAAUGAGGGAAAUUUUGUUUUAUGAAGAUUUACAAGGGAUUUUGGUGCGGGUUCAGAAGGAGAUGCGUGCGUCCUUUGUGUGGUUGUUUCAGCAAGUGUUCUCACAUACGCCAACUUUGAUGGUGUAUGUGAUGAUACUUCUUGCAAAUUAUAGUGUUUAUUCUAUGGGGACUAACGCCGCUAUAGCAGCCACUCCACCGGUCCAUGCUUAUGGAGCCACCACAGAAUCUGUUUCGGUGGUAGAAGAUCAGAGUCGGGUCGAGCAAAAGUUUGAUUCAUCGGCUGUUAAAACAUUUAAAUUAUCCUCAUCAAAUGGGAAAAUCACAUCAAUUGGGGGAGGUAAUGGUGGUGGUGGGAAAUACAGGCCGGUUGGGAGUGGUACAGAUGGAGACGGGAGGUUUGAUGAAUCGGGAUAUCACGGGACUGUUGUUCCUGACGAGGUGUCCUCAGUAGGGAAUCCCUCAAGAACAGGUGAAGAAGAGUCAAUAUCUGGGCAAGUGGCCAGUGAAGAAGAUGUGAGUUUGUGGAAUUCAAUGGUGGAAGAAGCUUCUAGAAUGCGGGCUGCAACAAGUGGUGAAGCAUUGGAUCAUGAGUUGAGGCAAAGACUUGUGUCCCCAGUGAACGCAGAGAUUGAAGCUGAUGAUUAUGCAGAGUAUUUUAGGACUGAGUUGCUAUAUCAAACAGGAUUGGCUCGAGAGCCCUAUAAUGCUCUUCUGCUCGCUAAUUUUGCUCAAUUUCUCUAUUUGGUCGUCCAAGAUUAUGACAGAGCGGAAGACUACUUCAAGAGAGCUGCAGAGGUGGAGCCAAAGGAUGCAGAAGCCUUGAACAAAUAUGCAAACUUCCUCUGGCAGGUAAAGAAGGAUCUUUGGGCUGCUGAGGAAACCUACUUGGAAGCCAUUGCCGCGGAACCCAGCAAUUCCUAUUAUGCAGCUAAUUAUGCCCAUUUCCUUUGGAAUACCGGUGGGGAAGACACUUGUUUUCCUCUAAGCUCCCCCAACUCCUCCACCGAAGUUUAA